Miscanthus lutarioriparius is the source of this 1965-nucleotide messenger RNA. The record is from the annotation of a GenBank genome assembly. Lineage: Eukaryota; Viridiplantae; Streptophyta; Magnoliopsida; Poales; Poaceae.
AUGGCACAGGACAUUAAAAGUGUAGAGGGCAUUGUUUGGGAGUCAGUUAUUGUUGAUUAUUGUCAAGACUCAGUUGCAAAACACCUCAAACAACUCAAGCAACUACCAACAGAUUUUAGGAUGGUGCUUUUGAGCUCUCCACUGAAGGAUAGUCUUCCUGAGUACAAGAAGCUACUAGACUUCCUUAACUCAGAACAAGAAGACAGUGGAGAUUACAUUGAGACUGAUAGCCUUGCUAUGUUGAGAGCAAGGUUUACAUGCCAUAUUGCAUAUGAACGAAAAGCAGGUUCUUCAAAGUUUUUGGAGUAUUGGGUUCUGGCUUACCUUUCACAAGUGCAGCUAGAACUCUAUUCUUCUAUAUUGCUUGCAAAUUCCUCUGUCCUGCAGUCACAAAUGACAACUGACGGUGUUGGAGCUCUUUGUGACGUUGUCAUGUCUCUUUGGAAGUCUGAUGGGGCAGUUGGAGACCGAAUGGGCAACAUCUUGGAAGACCUCGUGCGCCAUAAAUUUGGCCCCGAGUCAUACGAAUGUGUUCAAAACCGUUCAGCAUUUGCAAUGAAGCAAGAAGCAAUGAAUAUGUUCAACGACACGACCAAAGGGAGAUUUGUUUUUCUGAUCGAUAGCCGUGCAUGCCAACCCAGCAUUAAUCUUUCAUCUAUUGAUUCCAUUAUCAUUUAUGGUAGUGACUUGAAUCCACUAAAUGAUCUGAAGGCUCUUCGAAAGCUCAAGAUAGGGUCGCAACUGAAGUAUGUGCGCAUUUUCCGCUUAUAUACUCCUUUCACAGUGGAGGAGAAGAGUCUUGUACUCGCCAAGCAAAGCAUGGUUAUUGAUAGCAACAGCCAAGACAUAACAUUUAGUUUAAGCCAUUGCUUGGUCAGCUGGGGUGUAUCAUUCCUCUUCAACAGAGUUGAUGAGCUUCAACAAGAUAACUGCGCAAGUAAAAGUAAUGAAAGGGGCACAAUCUUUAUGGAUAAAGUAAUUUUGGAAUUCUUAACUGAACUGUCUACUGAGGUUGAAGAUAGCAGCAAAGUAAAUAGUACAACCAUAUCAAAAGCUUGCAUGAGUGGUGAGUUUUAUUCAAGAAACAUUACUCUGAUAGGAGAGAAGGAGGGGGUGUCUUCACUGGAUGGAGAUCCACCUAAAUUCUGGUUAAAUUUGCUGGAUGGGAAAUCUUAUUGUCAGCGCUAUAAACCAAUCGAAGUUACCACUGAAGAAACUAACACAUCCAGAAGGAAGCGUAGAAACACAUGUGAAACUGCAGGUUCUUCAAAGUUCCGUGUGGAUGUAAUUAAUCAUGACCUGCUUCCUGAAAUUAGUACUCCAUCAAGUGCUGACCUUCAUCUACUUCCUGAGACAGGAGUGGAAAACAUGAGCACACCCAAAAGUCUUCACGCUGAAAUUAAGCAUGAGCUGUCAAAGCUAAUGAUGGUGUUAAAGCUACCAGAUAAUGUACACUUUCUGGCCAAGCAGUUCCUUGAAUAUCUUUUAAAGAAUCAUCUAGUUGUGCGGGAGCCACGGUGCAUACUGCAUGCGUUCAACAUAGCAUUGUCUUGGCGUGCUGCUUCUUUUCUGAAAUACACUAAGUUGGAUCAUCGAGAAUCACUUGCCCUUGCUUCAGAUGGCUUGAAAUAUGAAUGCAGUGAGGAGCUCGCAGAAUUUUUCUAUAAAGAAAUAGGUAUCUUAAAAGAAAAGGUUGCACAUAAACCAGGUGGAAGAAUCAAUGAUAGAUUAUCACCACAUGAGAGCUCAUCUGCUAACUUGAGAAGUGACCACAAUUUGCCGAAGCAGGCAAUGGAUCUUCAUGGUAACUUCACAAAUGGCACUGAAGAUAGCGCGUCUGCCGCUGAGAAGAAGGUGAUGGUUUCAGAUGAGCACGAAUUGGUAUCUGCUCCAGAUGCUGGCAGAGAACAGCAUCUCUUAAGUGACGAAUCUCCUAGUAAUGCUGCAAUGAAAAGAAUAGACUGA